Diaporthe amygdali is the source of this 4173-nucleotide messenger RNA. RefSeq lists its product as uncharacterized. NCBI's taxonomy places the organism in Eukaryota, Fungi, Ascomycota, Sordariomycetes, Diaporthales, Diaporthaceae. Gene Ontology annotation, molecular function: protein binding. The transcript has a single exon. The coding region runs from base 1 to 4173 and encodes 1390 amino acids. Gene Ontology annotation, biological process: positive regulation of TOR signaling. The record is from RefSeq and is a predicted model, not a curated record.
AUGUACAACAAGGACAAGAUCAUGCGGAAGCUCCUUGGUAAGGCCGCCGUCGAGUCGUCGCCCUCGUCGUCGAUCCCAGACAACUCCUCGAACCUAGGCGUCACUUCUGCACCCUUCACACCUGCAGCUACCCUACGACCAAGUGUAUCGCAAGAUGCAGCAUACAACGCCGGUGUGCCGAUCGAUUGCAUCGAUCGAUCCCCCGACGGCCACAGCGCCAUUCUUGCAGGCAGGCACAUCCUCAAGACCGUCAAGCUCGAUGGAAACACAGUCCAAGAGGGCAUCGACAUACGCGCUGCCAUCCUCGCACAACCCUUCAUGAAGAACUCGGUGAAUUCGAGCUCCGACCAACUCUCUAUCAAGGACGUCAAGUGGCUACGCGGGCGAGGCGACACCACCAUCUUCACCGCGUGCGCCAGUGGCAAGAUCUUCCAGUAUGACUUGACGCGCUUGGGCGGCGGUUCUGAUGGGGCACCGAUGGAGGUCGUACAGAUGAGAGAGGAUUCGCGACAGAUCAACACUCUCGACAUCAACCCUCGAUCAUCGUACCUCCUCGCUGGGAGCCAGGACGGAAUCGUCCGCUGCUUCGACAUUAUGAAUCCUGUCCGAACCCACACCGGCCAUCUCAGCUUCAGGGCAGUUCAGGCCUUCAAGUGUAAUGCCGGUGGGGUCCAAUGCAUACAAUGGUCCCCACAUGCGGAUGGGGCUUGGUCCUUUGCCUGUGGCACGGAACAGGGCGUCGUUCUGAAAUGGGACAUUCGAAAGGCGACAGCCCCGGUGCUGAGGAUUAACGCGCACGACAAGGCUUGCGCGUCCCUCGCAUGGCACCCAGACGGUGAUCAUAUCGUUAGCGGUGGUUGGGACAAUAAAUGUCAUGUUUGGGACGCAUCCACGAAAGCCGACAAGAGGCAGAAACCCAAGUGGACGAUCAGCACACCUGCACCUGUCGCCGAUGUGGCGUGGCGGCCGGGGACAUGGUCCGCUACCGCGCAGGGAAAGAGGGCCGCACAGCUCGCAGUCACCUACGAGGGGGGCAGUCAUGCUCGACACGGCAUCAAUGCAUGCCACGUCUGGGAUCUCGCUCGACCAACGAUGCCGUUCAAAGAAGUCUCGAAGUUUGACACCUCGCCCAGCGCGCUACUUUGGCAUGACCAGGAUCUACUGUGGACUGCGGGUCAAGAUGGACUUUUCAAUCAGUUCGACAUUGCCUACGCAUCAAAAGUUGUCGACCGCGCGACAAUGUCCGUGUUGGCGUUCUCGUCCCGUGGUGAUGUAGUCAGUUUUCUGGACGAGCGGCCUCAGUCACGACGGCCCCACAGGCCUGUCGUGCCCGCUGAAAUACUGCCAAGCCGCGCCUCCUACACGUCAAGCCCCACGGUCCCAAUGCUCAGCAUCAGUCGAAGUGACUCAGAGGAUGAAGUUGCUGGGAACUUCUUGGGAGCUCGCAGGACCAGACCAAAGAACAGGCGAGCGGCUACUGGCAGCCGGUCUGUUCAGUCGCUCAGCACCACACCUCCUGGAGGUCCAGAUGCACCUGUGAUGGCUCUUGAACAGUCAAUCAAGUCUUCUGGACUUUUCAAAUCUCAGCAAGCUAUGACGAUAGGUCGAGCCCCAUCCGCAGCCAAGGUCAAUGUGUACGAAUAUCUGUCAACUCACUACCUUGAGACGCUGCACGAGCUUCUGCCAUACAGACGAGAUGCCGACUCCCUAGAUAUUCGCAUCCAAGCUAUUCUGGAACAUUAUGCUAUCGCUGCAGAAAGUGUUGGUCAGUUCCGGCUAUCUCAAGUAUGGAGGGUGCUGGCAUUUGCCAUGAAACUCCUGCUGGAGCGGAGAGCACAGCAUCAUCUCGAUCGGCGCACUGGUGAACUGGAAAGGUCGAAUAAGGCCACGGCAAAACUUCUGUCGAAAUCACCUGCCGCUCUUAAGGCUCUUGAUGAUAUCCCCAAGCUUGGUCAGGUCCAAUUGGCGCAAUCUGGUUUAACCGAGCCUGAUACAGCCUUUGGAGGUGGCCUCAAACCUCCUGCGAGUGUCGAGCGCGCAAGCCAUCUUCGGUCGUUGCUGUCCGAGGAAUUUGAGAGCACAUCUCAGACAACUACACCGCUCGCUCGGCCUGUAGACAGUGGCAACGACUCAGUUGAGCAACUUCCUGAGCUCACGGAUCAUCACUUUGAGUAUGGCAAGAAGCUCACUCCCGUGCAGGAAGGCGGUAGCUUCACACUCCCUCCGCCGCUCAAACGUCCCGCACAAAGGCAGCGACUCGAUUCGGAACCUCUUUCCACGUUCAGUCAUGACAGCGACACCCAAGCAAGCACCGAAGGUUAUGAUUUCUACGACACGGACGCUAUAAGUCAGGCCAUCGACGUUCCUGGGGCGAAGAGUCAAGCUGGUCAAGAGCCUCCCUUGGGUACUCCCAGUAGCGCGAGGAGAGUCGUCGCGAGACACGACUCGGAUGAGUCUUUCGGGCAGAUGUUUUCGAUCUCGAGCGGUAGCAGACAAACCACUGGGUUGACGGCGUCAUCUUCUGGCUCCAUGCAACGUCGACCUAACAGGAUUACUGGUGCGGUGCCAUCUAACCCACAGCUGGCUCGCAGUGCUAGCACUGGCGAAUAUGAAAGCAGAAUCCGAGGUGCCAAGCUGGAAUCCACCCAUCCUCCAAAGCUACAACGCCAUGGACAUUCUACUCCAGCCAGGCCAGACGAUGUCAUUGCAACACAGUCGACAGAGGAAGAUGACCCUAUGAUUACUCAAACGACCAUGGACAGUAUCGAGUCUGGGAAGGGACAUUCGCAUCCUAGGCCUGACAGCUUUCCCCACUACACCCCUCAAACAGUUUCGCUUGGUGUGAGUCCUUUAGAUUCUUUCGAAUUCAAUCACGACCCAGAGCAGCCCCAAGAAACCGAUUACCUUCCGUGGACAGAUGAUCCACGGUAUCCACACCCUAUUGCUUGGGAAGACGAUGGCCCACUUCGUCCCAGCCCCCUCGACCCGUACAAGCUCAUAUCCCGGGCCGUCACCUUCGAGGCCACCAAGUCGGCGCUCCAUGCAUCGGCAAUGGUUCUUCUUCUCAGACCACUGGUUUACGACGUGGAUGAUGCCAUCGAUGCUUUCCAGGCUGCAGCCAUUAUCAAACAGCAACACUCUCGCCUCAUGGGGAUGAAACUUUUCGUACAGGCAGCUCUUCUCAGGAAUCUUUGCGUAAAAGGUUGGCCGGCUGGGCCACUCUUACAAUGGGGCGAGGAUUACCCCUCGGUCUUCAGACCUGCACAGUCGAACAAUAAGGCCGCCUUCUUCUGUCAAACCUGCCGCAAGCCACGGGAGGUCGACCGGCGCAAUACGGACACGCAGUCCGUCAACCAAAUCUGGCGUUGUGAACGUUGUAGCGCGGUCAUGGCCCCGUGUGCUAUUUGUCGUCAUCGCGAGGUACCAGAGGUAGCCUCCGAACCGACCGAGAUCUCACCUGAACUGAUACGCUCUGUUGCGGAUGCCCAAGAUGACGAAGUUCUCAUAUCAACUUGGUGGUACUGUAACGGCUGCGGGCACGGUGGACACGCGUCUUGCCUCGCAGGAUGGCAUUCUGAGGUUGUCGACGAGGAGUCCUCCUCAUUCAUUGAUGACAGCCCCGAAGGCUUGUACUCAGAUGGUUGCUGCCCCUUCGAUGGGUGUGGACACGCCUGCCUUCCCGGAAAGUAUAGCGCCGAGAACAACGUGGCUAGGACAGAGGAAGUAUCACGUGCUGUCAGAGAAGUCAACCGGAAUACUUCCCACACGAGCGGGACUGCAUCACCACGGUUUGGGGCAGGACGUUACAGCACGGGUGCUUUAGACGAGCUUUCCCAGCGAGGAGGAAGCCGGCGCCGUGCCGGUGACAGUAGCCUUGAGGGCAGUGUCCACGGUGACCUCAAUGAAAUUCCGCAAAGCAAAGCCGUGGAAUCCGUUCGGGAGAGUCUGGCAAGUGGGCAUGCCAGCCCCAUGGGUGGUCUUGGCAGAGCUGCGAGCGCUGUUCACAUAGGCUUGAGCAGUGAGAGGCCAAACACGUCUACGAUGAGCAUACUUAGUUCCAGUCCUGGUAGAGGUGGCAUUAUCGGUGGCGACAGAGAGCGCAGGAAGAGCGUCAAAUUUGCAGGCAGCGCUACGGUCGUCUCAGCGGAUGAUGGGACGCCAAGGAGACAAUAG